ACUAAUCGAGCCUGUGUCCACCGAGCAAACACAAAAUUGGCCACGAGGAUGGCGCAGAGCCACACAAAGUAUGGACAUUUGGAACCACUCCAACCAGGUGACAAGAUCGAUGAAUAUCACCAACGUUUUCUGCUCUAUUGUACCGCCAACAACAUCGUCGACGCGGACAAAAUGAAAGCAAUAUUCCUCACGACAGUCGGAGGAACAACGUACUCAAUAUUAUCGAACCUCGUCAGUCCGGCUAAACCACAAGAUAAGACCCUCGACGAACUCAUCACAUUGCUGAAGAAUCAGUACGAACCGAGGAAGAUAGUCAUUGCCGAAAGGUUCAAAUUUUAUAAGAGACAGCAGAAAGAGGGCGAAUCAAUUGCAAAUUACCUUGCAGAAUUGCGCCGCUUAGCAAAACAUUGCGAAUUCGCGGACAGCCUGAACACAGCGUUACGCGAUCAAUUGGUGUGCAGUCUCCGACAUGAAGGCCUACAGCAGAAGGUCCUAGCAGAACGAGACCUGACAUUGGAAAAGGCACUGUCGCUAACUCAAGCGCACGAAACCGCAAGACAUGAACUGAAAUUGUUGCAAGGAGAACCGCAACCAAGUCGACAAACAUACCAAGCAGCGGAGACAACGUUUACAGUGCAAGCAUCCGGAGGUAGGCGGUUCACUCCCAGGGAUAGCAGAGCUGAAGAGCGUGUUUGCCAUCGUUGUGAUGGACGCAAUCACGACUCUGAAAAGUGUUGGUACAAGAGCGCCACUUGCCGGGUUUGCAACGUUAGAGGUCAUAUGGCCAAAGCUUGCAGGAAACGGAAGCAAUCUGGCCAGAAGUAUCAAGCGAGUUAUGGCUCGGAAUUUCAGAACCGCAAGCAAGCAACGAAGUCGACGAAGUCCAGACACCAAACGAACCAAGUCGAAGAAGACGACGAGGUGAGUAUGAUAUAUACUCUGACAGACAAACAGAGCUCACCCAAAGUCACCGUGGAAGUUGCGGGGGCGUUAGUGACAAUGGAUGUCGAUACCGGGGCAUCUAUGACUAUGAUACCUGCGUACAUAUACAAACGUUUUCUGACUCACGUGAAGUUACAGAAGAGUAGAGUCAAACUUCAGACAUACUCCGGAGAACGACUGACGGUAAGGGGGAAAGCUUCAAUCCGUUACGGCAACCAGACCGCACGUGAGAAAAUGGUAGUUGUUGAAGUUCAAAACAAACCAGCAGUCUUGGGGCGAAACUGGCUUUCACAGAUCCGACUGGAUUGGCACAUGUUAUUUAGGGUUGACGGACCGACCAGCCCACGGGAGACGCUGGGUACCGAUUAUAUUAAGAGAUACCCCAAUUGUUUGAGAAGGGAAUUGGAACACUGAACGGAUACGAAGCACGCAUU
Molecule: messenger RNA, 1376 nt
Organism: Corticium candelabrum
Lineage: Eukaryota; Metazoa; Porifera; Homoscleromorpha; Homosclerophorida; Plakinidae
Exons: 1
Coding region: 49-1356 (435 amino acids)
Biological process (GO): proteolysis
Molecular function (GO): nucleic acid binding; zinc ion binding; aspartic-type endopeptidase activity
Source: RefSeq, a predicted model, not a curated record